AUGCUAUAUCAAGAGGGAGGUUGCGCAAAAGAAGUCAAUGCACGGAUCCAAAGUAUAUCCGGUGUAAUGUGCGACAAGAAGAGGCCAAUAUGGUUGAAAAGCAAGGCUUACAAAUCCAUCGUAAGACCGGUGUUACUCUAUGGAAGUGAAACAUGGGCAUUAAACGCUACGGAAGAAAAGUUAUUACAAGCCACGGAGAUGAGAAUAAUACGGUGGAACUUGGGGUAUGCUAAACUCGACCAUAUGACGAAUGACUGUCUCAGAGCAAAAAUGGGUAUUCAACCUAUGGCGGACUUGAUUAACGAAAAUAGGUUAAGGAGGUAUGGUCAUAUACUAAGAAGGGAGACGAAUGAUGUAAAUCGAAAAGUAUAG
This is a messenger RNA of Gordionus sp. m RMFG-2023, 372 nucleotides long. RefSeq lists its product as uncharacterized. The record is from RefSeq and is a predicted model, not a curated record. Bases 1 to 372 code for a protein of 123 amino acids. The transcript has a single exon. Lineage: Eukaryota; Metazoa; Nematomorpha; Gordioida; Chordodea; Parachordodidae.